Yarrowia lipolytica CLIB122 is the source of this 618-nucleotide messenger RNA. Its product is annotated as mitochondrial 54S ribosomal protein bL17m. Gene Ontology annotation, biological process: translation. The record is from RefSeq and is a predicted model, not a curated record. Gene Ontology annotation, cellular component: mitochondrial large ribosomal subunit; ribosome. Gene Ontology annotation, molecular function: structural constituent of ribosome. Lineage: Eukaryota; Fungi; Ascomycota; Dipodascomycetes; Dipodascales.
AUGGUCAAGUAUAUCAACAGAAUCGUUGGAAAAGACGCAAUCCGUCUCAACAAGAUGAUGACCUCGUUCAUCGAGCACGAGUCCAUUGUUACCACUAGAAAGCAUGCCAAGCGAGUAGUUGAGCGAUUCGACCAGAUUGUUAACACCGCGAAGCGACAGGGCGUCACUCCCGACGCAUACAGAGUUUAUCAGAAGACUCUCAACGACCUGCCCAACAGCGUCAAGAAGAUCCAGGAGAUCCUGCUGCCCCGAUACCAGUCUCGAAACGGAGGUUACGCCAGAAUGCUCCGUCUGGAGCCCCGUCUGGGAGACAAUGCGCCCCAGGCUGUCGUCGAGAUGGUUGACGGAAACAAAGAGUACAAAUUCUGGAUGGCUGCUCGAGUGGUGGCUCGUCUGAGACAGCAGGGUCUGCCCGUGGACUCCAAGACCAAGGCCCAGGUCCAACAGGUGACUCAGGGCUCUCCCGAGCGAGCCGACAAGUUUGAGGAGGCCGUCAAGGAAAUGACUGAGCGGUUCUACCCUGUUCCAGAGAAGAUCCAGGGCUCCGGACCUCUGCCCAAGAAGGCUGGUUCCGGUGGCAAGGGAUACAAGCAUUGUCCUCCUCCCAAGAUGCUUUAA